AUGAAGGGAGGGCGAGCGAAGGAGCUCACCUCGCGGCGCUCCUCGUGUUCCGUCCACGAGCUGUCUUACGCGGUGGCGUGCACACCGAUUGCCGUGCCCGUUAGUUCUUCAGCCCGUGGAGCCAUGGGUGUUUCUGAGGCGGAGCGAGCGGGGGCCUGUGCGAGCCUCGUCUGGCCCCAGAGCGGGAGCCCGGCCGGCGGACGCCGAAGCGCCACCGUCCGGCCCUGGCGUGACGAGGAACGCGGCAGGAGAACCCCUGUCUGGGUUAAAACCUUCACAGGUCUGUCUGUGUGUGUGUGUGUGUGUGUGUGUGCGCGUCUAACUCGUGAUUGUGCUUUUGUCACACCGCAGGUGAACUCGAGCGACGCAGCUGCACCGAGUUCGCAGGUGCGGGAAAUAGCGUUUCCAUGGCGCAGCGUGGUCGUCAGGGGCGACGGAUCUCUGAGGCGCAUGAAGAGAGACUGGGUCAUCCCUCCCAUAAACGUCCCUGAAAACUCUCGAGGACAGUUCCCUGAGGAGCUAGUCAGGAUCCGGUCGGACCGGGACAAGGAGCGCCUGCUCCGGUACAGCGUCACGGGGCCCGGCGCCGACCAGCCGCCCACCGGCAUCUUCAUCAUCAACCCCAUCUCCGGCCAGCUGUCCGUCACCAAGCCGCUCGACCGCGAGCACAUCUCCAACUUCCACCUCCGAGCGCACGCCGUGGACCUGAACGGCAACCAGGUGGAGAACCCCAUCGACAUCGUCAUCAACGUCAUCGACAUGAACGACAACCGGCCCGAGUUCACCCACUCCACCUACAACGGCUCGGUGCCCGAGGGCUCCAAGCCCGGCUCCUUCGUCAUGACCGUUACGUCGGUAGACAAGGACGACCCCAAGACGGCCAACGGGAUGCUGCGCUACCGGAUUCUCUCCCAGAAUCCCGAGAGCCCCUCCUCCAACAUGUUCACCAUCAACAACAAGACCGGCGACAUCAUCACUGUGGCCGCGGGUCUGGACCGAGAGAAAGUUCCGCGGUACACGCUGAUCAUCCAGGCCACAGACAUGGAGGGCAACCCCACCUACGGCCUCUCCAACACGGCCACCGCUGUCAUCCGGAUCACAGACGUCAACGACAACCCUCCAGAGUUCACCACCGACACAUUCUACGGGGACGUCAAGGAGAACCGCGUGAACGUGAUCGUGACCAACCUGACGGUGACCGACAAGGACCAGCCCCACACGGCCGCCUGGAACACGGUGUACCGCAUCACCUCCGGAGACCCCACCGGAAGGUUCUCCAUCCCCACCGACCCCACCACCAACGAGGGCCUGGUCACUGUGGUCAAGCCCAUAGACUACGAGCUGACCCGUUCCUUCGUGUUGACGGUGAUGGCGGAGAACGAGAUCCCCCUGGCGCGCGGCAUCCACCUGCCCCGCCAGUCCACCGCCAGCGUGUCGGUGCGCGUGGUCGACGUCAACGAGCCCCCCGAGUUCUCCCCCAACCCCAAGGUCAUCAAGCUGGACGAGGGCCUGCCCUCCGGCUCCCUGCUCUCCACCUUCACCGCCCAGGACCCCGACCGCUACAUGAGACAGAACGUGCGGUACUCCAAGCUGCACGACCCUGCCAAUUGGCUGGAAAUCGAUCCUGUGAACGGGCGCAUCUCCACCAUCGCCGUGCUGGACAGAGAGUCGCAGUACGUGAAGCACAAUCUCUACAACGUCACCUUCAUGGCUACAGACAACGGCCUGCCCUCUGCCAGCGGCACGGGGACUCUGCAGAUGUACCUGCUGGACAUCAACGACAACGCCCCGCGAGUCUUCCCCCCCGAGGUGGAGAUGUGCGAGAAGCCCGAGCCCAACGCCAUCAACAUCACGGCCAGCGACCCCGACCUGAGCCCCAACGCCGGGCCCUUUGCCUUCGAGCUGGCCAGCCGGCCCUCGGACAUCCGCAAGAACUGGACGCUCACGCGCAUCAACGGGGAGUACGCCCAGGUGCGCCUGCGAAUCGGCUUCCUGGAGAGCGGCAUCUACGAGGUGCCCAUCAUCAUCACCGACUCGGGCAACCUGCCCAUGUCCAACACCUCCUACCUGAGGGUCAAGGUGUGCCCGUGCGAUCACCACGGCGACUGCGUGGACAUGGAGCGCAUCAUCGCCGCCGGGCUCGGCACGGGGGCCAUCAUCGCCAUCCUCCUCUGCAUCAUCAUCCUCCUAGUGAUGGUCCUGUUCUUUGUGAUGUGGAUGAAGAGGCGGGACAAGGAGAGGCAAGCCAAGCAGCUUCUGAUCGACCCCGAGGACGACGUCCGAGAUAACAUCCUGAAAUACGACGAGGAGGGUGGCGGAGAGGAGGACCAGGACUACGACCUGAGUCAGCUCCAGCAGCCUGACUCCCUGGAGCCAGAGUGUGUGAAGGUUGGCAUCCGGCGUCUGGAUGAGAGACCCCUGCACCACGACCACCAGUACCCCAUACGCUCCGGCGCCCCCCACCCCGGAGACAUCGGCGACUUCAUCCACGAGGGGCUGAAGGCGGCUGAUAACGACCCAACGGCGCCCCCCUACGACUCCCUGCUGGUGUUCGACUACGAGGGCAGCGGCUCCACGGCCGGCUCCCUCAGCUCCCUGCACUCCUCCUCCAGCGGGGGCGAUCAGGAUUACGACUACCUCAGCGACUGGGGCCCCCGCUUCCGCAAGCUGGCCGACCUCUACGGGGGGGACGGCCAGGGAUGUACAGGGGGAGGCGACGCGAGGGAAUGAGUGGCACUUUUUUUGAAAGCGUGGGAUAGCUUGCAAAGAGACGUUCUCUGGAGGACUGGAACCCGAGGACCUACGAACACGUGGAGAGCCUGAGCGCGGUGACCGCUAGCUGGGGCGUCUGCUAUGGGCCAACCGAGCCUAGCAUCCCACUAGCGUACAGGCUAACUGGGGCUAGCGGGCCCUCUAGCAUUCCUACUGACUGAGGCUAGCUGCCCAGUAGCAAUCAUUCUGAGGCUAGGGGCCCACUAGCAGAGAGCGUUAGCCUGCAUGCUAAGUGAAGACAACAGCCUAAACAGGUUUGGCUCCUUGGAGGUGAUGGCUUCAUCAUGGGGUACAGCGGUUGGUGACGAUAACAACUCGAGCGCUAGCUCGGAUAGCAGCGAUGCUAAAGACGCUCUUUUACACUUGAAUCUCACAGUACAGAAGCACUGGGGUAAAAUGUGCCUUUUUGUACAUUAUGUUUUGUUUUUUUUGUUUUUGUUUUUACUGUUCCCGGCUUUAAAACUCCUGACUUUUGCAGUGGUUUCGGACUGUAAAGCGGACGAGUUGCCACGUGUGUGUGUGUUCAGGUUCCCACCUCAUCACUGGAGUGUGAUGUCAUUUCCUUGGAGAAACAGUGGGCGGAGCCUCUGCUGGCACAGACCAGCAAGAGCAGAUAUGUACAGAAAUGUUCUAGAUAGUUCCUCGACAACUCAAUCUCUUUCGUCAUUGCUUUUUUUUUUUUCACACUGCAACUUAUGCAGCAGCCGGUUGCAUAUAAAGGGAGGGUCAUCAGUCCUUAUUUUGUAGCAGAGAUAUGUUUUGUUACUCCUGAGGUGGAUUACGCGAAAAGAAAAGAAAAAAGAACAAAAUAAUACAAGCAAGACAAAGUUUAUUCUGUCCAUGUAUCUGCCUUAGUGUCCUCUGGUACUCUCUGAUUGGCUACUCACUGUAAACAUAAAUUUGUACAGAUUGUAUUUUUUUCUGUUGUUGUUCUUUUGGGUGUGGUCUCUGAGAAAUGCUAAUAUCCAGACCUUGUAUAUGUAUAAUUUGGAUUACAGAUUAAACAUUUUUUGCAUGUUU
This is a messenger RNA of Hypomesus transpacificus, 3792 nucleotides long. Its product is annotated as cadherin-2-like. The transcript is spliced from 15 exons. The coding region runs from base 1 to 2730 and encodes 909 amino acids. Gene Ontology annotation, cellular component: adherens junction; neuron projection; apical part of cell. The record is from RefSeq and is a predicted model, not a curated record. Gene Ontology annotation, molecular function: cadherin binding; calcium ion binding. Gene Ontology annotation, biological process: adherens junction organization; cell morphogenesis; regulation of synaptic transmission, glutamatergic. Lineage: Eukaryota; Metazoa; Chordata; Actinopteri; Osmeriformes; Osmeridae.